CUGAAGGCUCGUGGUACGAACCACCCUACUCCCGUGACUACACUUUGUUUGCUGAAGAACAAAUUGAAGCAAACAAGGUGGCAAUUCGAGAGAGAGCAAAACUCUUCUUGAAUCAGUCCGGAAGGAAAAGGAGUUCGAAAGGAGAUUACACGAAGGAUCAGAAUUGAUGCAGAAAAUGCUGGACGACUUUCAAAGAGAGAGAUUAGAAGCUGAGUCUAAAGCCGAUAAAUUAGUCAAUGAUCUCGGCAAGGCUGUUGAACUUAAACGCUCCCUCCAAUCUCAAGAUCAAAUGAGGGAGGUUAAGGUUCAAAAAGAGGCUCUAGAACCUAAGACCAACCCUGAACCCAUAAACCAACAGAUUCCAGUUCUAGAAGAUUCACCCAGUUUUACACCAUCACAGAAACCCGAGAGCAUAACAACUCUCGCUAGGGCUACUGUGGUGAUGUUACCUAAAUCCCUUCCUAGGCAAGUCACAACCAGCGUAGUCGUACAAAAGAUGGAUGUUGCUUGGAUGAUCCCGCAUGGAAACCGCCGCACAUUACAGAAUCUGGAAGAGCUCCCUUUGCACUCAGAGGAAGCAAGGAAGAAGUUUCUCACUUGGGGAAACACGAAGAUGCUCCAGCCUCCCAUGGUGCUAGACCCUGCCUACUUGGAUGAACUAGGGCACUGGCAGGACAUCGACGAGUUUCUGUACAACCCAAAGGGGAGGAUCUUGUUGUUCCUACAAGCACCAGCAAGCCUGGAAGUCACCAUCGAGUUUCUGUGCUCUCUCCGCUUCCUCAAUGACAGAGAAGAAGUAAAGUCAACAGCUGAAGUCACCUCCACCACCAAGCUCACAUUCACUCUGAUGGGACGACUCCUGAGCCUUACUGUGGCAGACUUAGGGUGGCUGAUUGGUCUUUACACGCUUGAUGAAACGCGGAGCCUGGAAUUUGCUAAUCUGCCCGAUCGGUUGGAUCCAGAGUUCGAUGUGAAGAACUAUUUCGGCCGUUCUCAUGGCCCCGACGUGGUGUUCGAUUCUGAUAUGCUAUUUUUCUGGAGUCUGGAAGCACGCGUACCAGUCAAUCUGGCGACUUUUGUGGCUCGAUUCCUAUUUGCCCAAUCAACUUGCAACCACCAGUUUGUCUUGUGUGGACCAAUGGUUACACUUCUGGCCCGGGGAUUAUGUAUGACGGUCCCCAAUGUUCUCCCAGAAGCCGCAAGCAUGUUCCGACCAUCGACAAGGUAUUUGACCCAGAUUGCUUAUAAUAAGGAGGACAAGGAGGCACGCCCCAGAAAGCAGCAUACAAUUCCCAUGACCCUUCGCGAGCUUUCACAAGCUAUGUUUGCAUUCCAGGAUUCCGUGGACUCUCGCCUAAGGAGCAUGGAGACGCUCCUUCUCACACAGCAAUGGCAGAAGAGGAAAUACUUGAAUACACUCGGGAGCAAGGAACAAAGAAGGCCGAGCAUAAGGAAGGUCCUAAACAAGCCCAUGCCAGACAGCGCUGUUGGUCACUCGAGCAUUGCUGUUGGGCUGGUUUAGCUAGACUCAUGAUUGGUUUAGUCAUGCUGUUAGCCGAUGUAAAAAAUCCAAGUUCUCUAAAAUAAAAAACAAGUGUUGAAAAUAUUUCUUUAAAGCACUUUGCUAAGAAAUCAAGUGAAACAUC
Messenger RNA from Cuscuta campestris, 1646 nucleotides. The record is from the annotation of a GenBank genome assembly. Lineage: Eukaryota; Viridiplantae; Streptophyta; Magnoliopsida; Solanales; Convolvulaceae.